This is a messenger RNA of Erinaceus europaeus (western European hedgehog), 3010 nucleotides long. RefSeq names its product ADAM metallopeptidase domain 15 (gene ADAM15). The coding region runs from base 134 to 2749 and encodes 871 amino acids. Gene Ontology annotation, molecular function: metalloendopeptidase activity; integrin binding. Gene Ontology annotation, biological process: integrin-mediated signaling pathway; innate immune response; proteolysis. The record is from RefSeq and is a predicted model, not a curated record. The transcript is spliced from 23 exons. Lineage: Eukaryota; Metazoa; Chordata; Mammalia; Eulipotyphla; Erinaceidae.
CAGGGUCGGGGGCGCGGCGGGGCGGGGCCUGGUGGCUCAGCGCUCAGCGGCGAUCGCUGCAGACCCGGCAGCCCAGGCUCCUUCGAGCGCCACCGGCACCUGCUGCCCUCUUCUCGCCCGGGACGUCGCUGCCAUGCGGCUGGCGCUGCUCUGGGCCCUGGGGCUGUUGGGUGCGGGCAGCCCUCUGCCCUCCAGGCCGCUCCCAAACAUAGUGCUCUCUUGGGUGUGUCCUGGGGACCCUGCAGGUGGCAAAGAGGAGGCCCAGGCACAGCAGCAGAAGCCUGUCAGCGUCCUCUCAGAGCCCCAGGCCUUUCAGAUCAACCCAGCCUUCCACCUGACAGAGGGACUACAGACCAGCCUUCCUGGGGCCUUGCAGAUCGGUGUAGACCUAGAUGGCCAGAGGCAUGUGCUGGAGCUGAUGCCGUACAGGGAUCUAAUUCCAGGCCACCCUAAACUGGUGUGGCACCAGCCUGAUGGUACUCAAGUGGUCAGUGAGGGGCACACACUGGAGAACUGCUGCUACCAAGGACGGGUGCAGGGCCACAAGGGCUCCUGGGUCUCUGUCUGCACCUGCUCUGGGCUCAGGGGCCUGGUGAGCCUGUCCUCAGAGAGAAGCUACUCCCUGGACCUAGGUCCCAGGGGCCUCCAGGGGCCUCCUGCCAUCUCCCGCAUCCAAGACUUCCUCCCACCAGGCCAAGCUUGUGCGCAGGGCCAGCGGACAUCUGUGCCCACUCAGGUCUCACCACAGCACCCUGUGGAGCGGCAUCAAAGCCGGCGGAGACGGCACACGAUGACCGAGACCAAGACUGUGGAGCUGGUGAUUGUUGCCGACCAUUCCGAGGUGCAGAGGUACCCAGACCCCCAGCGCCUACUGAACCGCACACUGGAAUUGGCCCUGCUUUUGGACACAUUCUUCCGGCCCUUGAAUGUGCGGGUAGCAUUGGUGGGGCUGGAGGCCUGGGCGCAGCGGGACCUGGUGGAGGUCAACAGGGACCCAGGUGUCACCCUGCACAACUUCCUUCGCUGGCGCCAAGAGGACUUGCUGCCUAGGUUGCCCCAUGACAGUGCCCAGCUGGUGACGGCAACAGAGUUCUCUGGGCCCCAUGUGGGCAUGGCCAUCCAGAACUCCAUCUGCUCCCCAGACUUCUCGGGAGGUGUGAACAUGGACCACUCCACUAGCAUCCUGGGGGUUGCUUCGUCUAUCGCCCAUGAGCUGGGUCACAGCCUAGGCCUAACCCACGAGGCCCCAGGGAACAGCUGCCCCUGUCCUGGUCCGGCCCCAGCCAAGAGCUGCAUCAUGGAGGCUUCUACAGAUUUCCUGCCAGGCCUGAACUUCAGCAACUGCAGCCGGCGGGCACUGGAGGAUGGCCUGCUGGAUGGGAUGGGCAGUUGCCUACUGGCACGGGCCACUGGGCUGCCCUCCCUGGCCAGCUACUGCGGGAAUGGGCUGCUGGAGCCAGGCGAGCAAUGUGACUGCGGCUUCCCAGAUGACUGCACUGACCCCUGCUGUGACUCCUUUACCUGCCAGCUGAGUCCAGGGGCCCAGUGUGCAUCUGCUGAACUCUGCUGCCACAACUGCCAGCUUCGCCCUGCAGGCUGGCAGUGUCGCUCAGCCCGAGGCGACUGUGACUUGCCAGAGUCAUGCCCAGGAGACAGUGCCCAGUGUCCCCCUGACCUCAGCGUGGGAGACGGGGAGCCAUGUGCCAAUGGCCAGGCCGUGUGCAUGCAGGGGCGCUGUGCCUCCUAUGCCCACCAAUGCCAGGCCCUUUGGGGCCCAGGGACCCAACCUACCUCACUGCUCUGCCUCCAAGUUGCCAACACCCGGGGGGAUGCCUUCGGUAGCUGUGGACGUGCCCCAAAUGGCAGCUAUGUGCCCUGUGAGGCUAGAGAUGCCAUCUGUGGGCAGCUCCAGUGCCAAAGGGGCACAGCCCAGCCCCUGCUGGGCAUGGCCCAGGAUCUACGCUGGGAGAGACUGGAGGCCAAUGGGACGUGGCUGAACUGCAGCUGGGUGCACCUGGACCUGGGCAGUGAUGUGGCUCAGCCUCUGUUGGUCCUACCUGGCACAAGCUGUGGUCCUGGCCUGGUAUGCCUGAACCGUCAAUGCCAACCUGUGGGUCUCCUGGGAGCACAGGAAUGUCGCAGCAGAUGCCAUGGGCAUGGGGUGUGCGACAGCAACAGGCACUGUCACUGUGACGAGGGCUGGGCACCCCCAGACUGCGCCACCCAGGCCAGAGCCACCAGCUCCCUGACCACAGGCCUGCUUCUCAGCCUGCUGGUGCUGCUAGUCCUGGUGCUGCUUGGUGCCAGUUACUGGUACCGUGCCCGCCUGCACCAGCGACUCUGCCAGCUCAAGGGACCCACCUGCCAGUACAGGGCAGCCCAGCCUGCACCCCCAGAACGCCCAGGCCUCCCACAGAGGGCCCAGCUAGUGCCAGGCACUAAGGCUAGUGCUCUGGGCUUUCCAGCACCCCCCUCCAGGCCACUGCCUCCUGACCCCGUGCCCAAGAGACUCCAGGCUGAGCUGGCUGGCAGACCCAGCCCCCCCACCCGCCCUCUGCCCGCUGACCCGGUGGUGAGGCACCUGCAGGGGCCCACCAAGCCCCCACUCCCGAGGAAGCCACUGCCUGUGGACCCUCACGGCCGGCGCCCAUCGGGUAACUUGCCCAACCCAGGAGCUGCAAGCCCACCCCUAGUGGUGCCCUCCAGGCCCGCGCCACCGCCUCCAGCAGCGUCCUCGCCCUACCUCUGACCUCUCCCCAGGCCCCUGAUGCCCCACCUGGACUUGGGACUUCAAAGAGGCGCCCCUCCAACUCUACCCCACCCUUCACCUCGUUUGUGACCCGCGAUGCCCGAGCUCCUGAAGGCCCAGGCAGCUCCGGGAGCGGUGGAGCUGCAUCACGGGGUCGCCAGCGCAGCUGCUGCCCGGGGUUAGGCAGGGACUGGGCGCUGGACGCGGUCCGGGAGGUGUGCACAACUGGUGGGUUCGGCUGCAAUAAACUAGGUGGUAGGA